Messenger RNA from Mesocestoides corti, 252 nucleotides. Lineage: Eukaryota; Metazoa; Platyhelminthes; Cestoda; Cyclophyllidea; Mesocestoididae. The record is from the annotation of a GenBank genome assembly.
AUGGCCACAACGACUGCUGCCUUCCUCGUCCUUGUUAUUGCUGGACUCGCGUUUUCUGACGGCACAGACUGGCGCAUCCCCCCACACUGCAACCUGCCGCUGCAUCGAGGUCCAUGUCGGGCGUUCAUACCAUCCUAUGGUUACAAUGUCACAAGCGGGGAAUGCCAGCGCUUCGUCUUUGGUGGAUGCCGCAGCAAUGGAAACCGAUUUACAACUCUCAGUGGGUGCAGGCGUACAUGUCUCGGAAUCUAG